Molecule: messenger RNA, 1760 nt
Organism: Symbiodinium sp. CCMP2456
Lineage: Eukaryota; Dinophyceae; Suessiales; Symbiodiniaceae
Source: the annotation of a GenBank genome assembly
GUUGCUUCACAAGGGGCGUCUCCUCGUACUACUUGGAGUUUCCCAACCUGGUGAACUUCGUGACGCAGCUCAUAGGAGUUAUCGCGUUUGUUCGAAUGGUGCGGAAAGCGAAUGAAGCGGCUCCAAUGGCCGUGGCAUUCUCGGGCAAACCCGAGAUUGUUUUGGGCAUUGCCCGUGAUCCUGCGAACCCAGCAGGAUUCGACGACCGCGAGGCAGCAUACCUUCAGUUCAUCCGAAGCUGCUGGGAUGUACAUUCCCGGCAUCGCCAACGAGACGCUGGCGCAAAGGACUUCUGGGAAGACAUGGAGGAUGAAUCAGCCGCAUCUUCGGCAAAGGCUACAACCGGACUCACCCAUCGAGACAAUCUCAGUGUGGAGGCUGUGGAAUGCCAAGACUAUGACACCUACGACUUGGUCGAUAGCUCUCGACAACACUGCUAUGUAGACAAGCGCUUGCUGGGAAUGGCACCUGGAGAGAAGGUUGCAGCUGUCUGGAACGAAACUCAACGUCACAGCUUGUGGAGCUUUCUCGUCUUCGUGUUUCUGUAUGGCUUCGGGAUCGCCCUGUUAGAAUGGCUACUUCCGGACCUCAUGCAAGCAAAGGCUGCGAGGGCUUUCCUGUACCUCGUCGUUCCAGGCUCUCUGUUGGCCUAUGUCUACUUCAAGCUCCGCUCAGAGCUGCAGUGUUUGUGCGCGACUACCAACACUGGUCGAGUCAUUCAGCUGUCCAGAACACCGCCCACCGGACUGGGUUUUAUUUGCCCCCACUUCUUUGGCGGCACGGACCUCCGGCUGGACAUGUUCGUUGUUGGAAAGGCUGUGUAUGUCCAAUUGGAUAUGCCUCUGAAGCCAAUCUGGGCCGAUUGGAUCCGGGCCUGGCGCAGAGAUCCCUGGCGAAGAGGAACCGUGUCUGUUCGAGGAGAGCAUGGUCUGCUCCAAGUCCGGCGCACGAACGGCGAGGCCGUGGUGGCGUACCGAGCACUGAGCGAGAUGAUCGAGGCGAAAAAGACGCAGGGCCUUCGAGCUUGCUGCUUGGGAACGGCUGAAAUCUUCGGGAUCACGGCGAUCGACGACCUGCUUCUCCCGGAUGAAGAUCUCAUCUGGGAGCGGAAGUUGAAUUGCGUCGGCCAUUUCACGGACCCUUUCGACUACACCUCAUUGAUGGUGAUCACUGACUCCAGACUGCAUGUCGCCCGCGCUCGGUGUCCGAAGCCAUUGAGUCUGCGUGGACUUCUUCUAGGCCCACUGACCUUCGGAUUUCGAUGUAUGCACAUCCAGGAGUGGCUCGGCCACCACGCCGGUCUCACGAUCUCGAGCCUGGCGCACAGCAGCCUGGAGUCCUAUGCCACGACGAGAUCCAGGGCUCCUCCCUUCUGGCCUGGUCUGGGCCCACCCAUCGAUGGAUUCGGCUUCGUUUUUAUGCCGAAGUUCACGCAGAUUUAUCCAGCAGCGCUCUCUGUGUCUCAGAAGCCGUAUGGCCUCAAGGUCAAGGCCACCGUGCAAGAUCCGGCCAUACGCCUCUGCGCGCGCAGCGGAUAUUUGCGAGUGAAGACCUCUGCGCAGCACUCCCUUCCGAAAGGUGCCAGAGUUGUGAUGGUGGAAGACGCCUCCGGGGAGGAGAUAGAACUGGAUGAUGAGUGUUGGUCGGCACCAGAGGGCUGCCUCCUCGAAGAAGGAUCGCGUAUUACCCUCGAAGCCGUCGAUCACCAGUGGUCCACCGUCUCGGAUGAGCCAUGGGUCUCGCAGCUGAGAGCGAUCAUG